Messenger RNA from Hippocampus zosterae (dwarf seahorse), 3399 nucleotides. It is a transcript of the gene fubp3, whose product is annotated as far upstream element (FUSE) binding protein 3. The transcript is spliced from 19 exons. Bases 67 to 1749 code for a protein of 560 amino acids. Gene Ontology annotation, biological process: regulation of gene expression. Gene Ontology annotation, molecular function: mRNA binding. NCBI's taxonomy places the organism in Eukaryota, Metazoa, Chordata, Actinopteri, Syngnathiformes, Syngnathidae. Gene Ontology annotation, cellular component: nucleus; cytoplasm. The record is from RefSeq and is a predicted model, not a curated record.
ACAUGUGCUCUCCUCCCCCCGCCUCCUCCCCUCCUCAAGUGAGCCUCUCAGCUGCCGAGGCGAGUGAUGAUGAUGGCGGAGCUGGUUCAGGGACAGGCCUCGGUGGCUCAGCCCGGAACGAAAGAUGACUUCGCAGACACGAUACGCCGAGUGCGACAGAUGGCCGCCAAGAUGGGAGGAGAGCAGAUGCCAAACCUUCACAGCCCCUCACCAGUCAUCGACCCCUCCCUCUAUGGCUUCGGAGGCCAGAAACGCACGAUGGACAAUGGAGUUGGCAACCAUCUUGGUGCAAUGGUACAUCAAAGGGCUCUCACGACAGAAGACUUCAAAGUGCCUGAUAAAAUGGUGGGAUUCAUCAUUGGAAAAGGAGGAGAGCAGAUUUCAAGAAUCCAGCUGGAAUCCGGCUGUAAAAUCCAGAUAGCGUCAGACAGUGGAGGUAUGUUGGACAGGCCCUGCACGCUGACCGGCAGUCCCGAGAACAUUGAGCAGGCCAAGAGGCUGCUAAGUGAAAUUGUGGAGCAGUGUCGCUACGGUCCGGGCUUCCACUGCGAGAUGGACGGCAACGGGGCCAUCCAGCAGAUGUUAAUCCCCGCCAACAAAGUGGGCCUGGUGAUCGGCAAGGGGGGAGAGACCAUCAAACAGCUGCAGGAGAGAACGGGAGUACAAAUGAUUAUGAUCCAGGAUGACCCCAUGCCCACUGGUGCAGACAAGCCCCUGAGAAUAACUGGAGACCCCCACAAAGUACAGCAAGCACGUGAACUUGUGGUCAAGCUAAUCAGGGAUAAGGACCAAGGAGAUUUUCGGGUUGGCAGGGCCGACUUUGGAUCCAAAAUGGGUGGAAGCAGUCUGGAUGUGGUGGUGCCCAGAUUUGCAGUCGGCAUCAUCAUUGGCAGGAACGGCGAGAUGAUCAAGAAGAUUCAGACCGACGCCGGGGUCAGGAUCCAGUUCAAACAAGAUGAUGGAGUCAGCCCAGACCGUGUUGCCCAGGUGAUGGGCCAGCCUGACCACUGCCACCACGCCGUGCAUCUCAUCAAUGAGCUGGUUCAAACUGCCCAGGAGCGAGAUGGCUUUGGGGGGGUGAUGGGACGCCGUAGCCGAAGUGACUGUAACAUGGGCAGCGGUCUCGGAGGGCUACAGGAAGUGACGUAUGCCGUACCCGCCGAUAAGUGCGGCCUGGUGAUUGGCAAAGGCGGCGAAACCAUCAAGAAUAUCAAAGAGCAGUCCCGCGCCCACGUUGAGCUGCAAAGAAACCCGCCGCCCAACACUGACCCCAACGUGCGCAUCUUUUCCAUCCGAGGCACCCCGCAGCAGCUGGAAAAGGCUCGGCAGCUGAUCGACGAGAGAAUUGGGGCUCCCGGGCUGGGAGGAAACGGCAGCUUCGGCUUGAAUCCCUACAACCAAGGAGCCGCCACUCCUCCUCAGCACGGCCCUCAAACGUUCAUGACUGGAGGAUGGGGGACAACUUUCCAGAUCUGGCAGCCUCCUGGCCAACAGGACCAUAGUCACAAUGGAUCCCAGACGGGCCAGAUGGACUGGGAGCAGUAUUACAAAAAGCUUGGUCAGCAAAGCCAGCAAGCUCAGAGCGCCCCUCCCGAAUACAACAAAGCCUGGGGACAAAGUUCGAAUCCUGGCUCUCAGCAGGCUUCCAAUCCAGACUUCAACGCCUGGGUGGACUUCUACAGGCAGCCCAUGGCCUACUUCAACCAGGGCGCCCAGCAGACUCAAGCGCCGGGCCUUCAUGAUCACUAGAGAAGGUCUCAGGUCUUGUAGAGAAUGAAAUGAAGACGGCCCUUUUUUUCCCUUUAUCAUUUUUUGUUUGUUUUUUGGGGGGGGUGUUGUUUCUUAAUUUUGUUUUGGUUUUCGUUUUUUUAGACUCGCAGCGCCUUGAAGACUUUUCUUAGUGGGAAACACUAGCAGUAGAAUGGUAUUAUGAUGAAAUAUAUUUGUAAUCAGCAGAACCUUUAUUUGUUACUAAAUGCUUGUGUACACUGUUAUUUUGACUAGAGCGUGUUAUCUGGGAUCCGGUAUUUUUGUUUUUGGCCAAAAUGAAAAAGCGCGUGUGUAACAUUUCAAAGAGGCAAUACGUAUAUACGAAUCUGUUCCGUUUCUUGCGGCUCCCAUGUUGAUUCUGCUUAGCAGUCUUGAAUACCUUUUUUUUUUUUAAUGUGCGUUUGUUUUGUCAAAGAGCAUCUUGCGAUGAUUAUUUUUACAUAAUUCAGUGAAAUGAAACUGUGAUGUUUUGUUACAGCAGAAUGUGUUUUUUUAUUUGUUACAUGGUUCAAAGCGAAGACGAAAAUAAGCAAUAGUUCUAAUUUAAUUGUGCAUUGUCAUGCUGUUUAUUCAUUCAUUGUCAUUUUAUUGUACUCAAUCUCACACGCGUACACACACACAAGGGGGGGAGGUGCAAUAUCUUAUUUCAUGUUUGAUAUACAAAGAUGGCUUCUCGAAUAUUUUGACCGACUUUUAACUUGUAGUUUUAUGAUGUUUUCUUUUUUUUCCUCUCUCUGGAGGAUAAUUUAUUACAUGAACCUGAUUAUAUAAGACUUAGAAGGAUGUUUGCCUUUGCUACCUUGUAAAAGUGUGUAUGUAUAUAUAUAGAUAUUUAUCUAUAUAUAGAUAUGCUCAUGUAUUUGCUUGUUAAUUUAAAAAAAUGUUUCAUUUAGAAUGAUCUUUCCUGCCACCAGUAUUGUAGGAAAACUGUCCCUUUUUUUUCGGUUCUUAUUUUCUUAUACUGCUCCAAGAUUGUGAAUGUGAUUGAAAUUGGAUGUUGCAUCUUAUGAAGAAGAAAAAAAUAUUGGGUUGUUUUUUUUUUGUUGGGUUUUUUUGGGGGGGAGGGAUGCUUGUUCUGUGCGAGUGUUCAAGACUGCUAAGCCUCUGUUUCCUUCUACCUGUGCGAUUGAUUGGUUUUUGUUAUGUUUUAAGAAGUGUUAUGAUAAAAAAAAACACACACACGUUCUCCUUCGGUACCUCCUGCUUCUGUCCGAUGCUAAUAACUUUUUAAUUAUGAUUAUUUUUUUAAUUUCUUGUGUGAUCUAAUAUAACAAUAGCGGACGAGACGUCAUCAUGGAGAAGCGAUUCUUGUAUUAACGUCAUUUCUUUAUGAAAAGGGAUAUAUAUAUAUAUAAUUUGGAGAGGAAAACAUGUCUAAUUAUGGUGGGUUUACUUUUGGUGUACAGUUAACCAUGUAUUAAAAAAAAUCCAGACUACCUUCAUUGUGUAUUGUUAUACAAGCUGUUUUUUGUUUUGGUUGAUUGGGUGUUUUUGUUCUUGAUGCCAGAGAGUUCUAUUGUGUAAAUACAACCAUGAUAGGCCAACUGUAUGUUUUAUUAGCAGAAAAUCUAUUUUCUAUAUAGCCUGUUGACAGUUCUCAAAAGUCAUAAUAAAUUUUCCGCAAGCCUC